Molecule: messenger RNA, 5524 nt
Organism: Falco peregrinus (peregrine falcon)
Lineage: Eukaryota; Metazoa; Chordata; Aves; Falconiformes; Falconidae
Gene: PRPF6
Product: pre-mRNA processing factor 6
Exons: 21
Coding region: 97-2922 (941 amino acids)
Biological process (GO): mRNA splicing, via spliceosome; spliceosomal tri-snRNP complex assembly
Cellular component (GO): U4/U6 x U5 tri-snRNP complex; catalytic step 2 spliceosome
Molecular function (GO): protein binding
Source: RefSeq, a predicted model, not a curated record
CGCUGCAUUGCCCUGCCCCCGCACCGUCGCCACCGCAGCUCCCUAGUUGCGUUCCGUCGCCCCGGCCCGGCCCGGCCUCGUCUCGCUGCCGCCGCCAUGAACAAGAAGAAGAAGCCGUUCCUGGGCAUGCCCGCGCCCCUGGGCUACGUGCCGGGGCUGGGCCGCGGAGCCACAGGUUUUACCACCCGCUCUGAUAUUGGCCCUGCACGUGAUGCCAACGACCCCGUGGAUGAUCGCCAUGCUCCACCAGGGAAGAGGACUGUUGGGGAUCAAAUGAAAAAGAAUCAGACGGCUGAUGAUGACGAUGAAGAUUUGAACGACACCAAUUAUGAUGAGUUCAAUGGGUAUGCUGGGAGCCUGUUCUCAAGUGGUCCCUAUGAAAAAGAUGAUGAGGAAGCAGAUGCUAUUUAUGCAGCUUUGGAUAAGAGGAUGGAUGAACGCAGAAAAGAAAGAAGGGAACAACGAGAAAAAGAGGAAAUAGAAAAAUACCGUAUGGAACGACCCAAAAUUCAGCAGCAGUUCUCGGACUUGAAACGGAAGCUAGCAGAGGUCACGGAAGAAGAGUGGCUGAGUAUUCCAGAAGUUGGUGAUGCCAGGAACAAGCGUCAGAGGAACCCCCGUUAUGAGAAGCUGACUCCUGUACCCGACAGCUUUUUUGCAAAGCAUUUACAAUCAGGGGAGAAUCACACUUCUGUGGACCCACGCCAGACACAAUUUGGUGGAUUGAAUACUCCAUAUCCAGGGGGCUUGAAUACUCCAUACCCAGGAGGAAUGACACCAGGCUUAAUGACACCUGGGACGGGUGAAUUGGAUAUGAGGAAGAUUGGCCAAGCCAGGAACACCUUGAUGGAUAUGAGGCUAAGCCAGGUGUCAGACUCUGUGAGUGGCCAGACUGUAGUGGACCCGAAAGGAUACUUGACAGACUUGAAUUCGAUGAUUCCCACACAUGGAGGAGAUAUCAAUGAUAUCAAGAAAGCUCGUUUGCUCCUGAAAUCUGUACGAGAGACCAAUCCUCAUCAUCCGCCAGCCUGGAUAGCAUCAGCCCGACUGGAGGAGGUCACUGGCAAACUGCAAGUGGCUCGAAAUCUCAUCAUGAAAGGAACGGAGAUGUGCCCCAAGAGUGAAGAUGUUUGGUUAGAAGCUGCUCGGCUUCAGCCUGGGGAUACAGCCAAGGCUGUUGUGGCCCAAGCUGUCCGCCACCUUCCACAAUCUGUCCGAAUCUAUAUAAGAGCAGCAGAGCUGGAGACAGAUAUCCGUGCAAAGAAACGUGUCCUUAGGAAAGCUCUUGAGCAUGUUCCAAAUUCAGUGCGUUUGUGGAAAGCAGCUGUGGAGUUAGAAGAACCUGAGGAUGCCAGGAUCAUGCUGAGUCGGGCUGUGGAGUGCUGUCCGACAAGCGUUGAACUGUGGCUUGCGCUGGCAAGACUGGAGACCUACGAGAAUGCUCGUAAAGUCCUUAACAAAGCCCGUGAGAAUAUUCCAACAGAUCGUCACAUCUGGAUUACUGCUGCCAAACUGGAGGAAGCCAAUGGAAACACCCAGAUGGUGGAGAAAAUCAUUGACAGAGCCAUCACAUCUCUUAGGGCUAACGGUGUGGAAAUCAACAGAGAGCAAUGGAUACAGGAUGCCGAGGAAUGUGAUAAAGCUGGAAGUGUGGCCACAUGCCAAGCAAUCAUGCGAGCUGUGAUUGGGAUUGGGAUUGAGGAAGAAGAUCGGAAACAUACCUGGAUGGAAGACGCAGACAGUUGUGUGGCUCAUAAUGCUCUGGAGUGUGCCCGAGCAAUUUAUGCUUAUGCCUUGCAAGUUUUCCCGAGCAAGAAAAGCGUGUGGCUGCGAGCAGCAUACUUCGAAAAGAAUCAUGGAACAAGGGAAUCCUUGGAGGCUCUUUUGCAGAGAGCUGUUGCUCACUGUCCCAAAGCAGAAGUGCUCUGGCUUAUGGGAGCCAAAUCAAAGUGGUUGGCGGGAGAUGUGCCAGCAGCCAGAAGCAUUUUGGCCCUGGCUUUCCAGGCCAACCCCAACAGCGAGGAGAUCUGGCUUGCUGCCGUGAAGCUCGAGUCAGAAAACAAUGAAUAUGAAAGAGCAAGGAGGCUGCUGGCAAAAGCUCGCAGCAGUGCCCCCACUGCAAGGGUCUUCAUGAAGUCUGUGAAGUUAGAGUGGGUGCUUGGGAACAUUGCUGCAGCCCAGGAGCUUUGUGAGGAAGCCCUGAAGCACUAUGAGGACUUCCCCAAACUGUGGAUGAUGAAAGGACAAAUUGAAGAACAAAAAGAGCUGGUAGAGAAAGCACGGGAGGCUUAUAAUCAAGGGUUGAAGAAGUGCCCCCAUUCCAUACCCCUGUGGCUUUUGCUCUCCAGGCUGGAGGAGAAGGUUGGACAGUUGACUAGAGCAAGAGCCAUCUUGGAAAAGUCUCGCCUCAAGAAUCCAAAGAAUCCAGAUCUCUGGUUGGAGUCUGUGCGACUGGAGUACAGAGCUGGGCUAAAGAAUAUUGCAAAUACUUUGAUGGCCAAGGCAUUGCAAGAGUGCCCCAAUUCAGGAAUCCUGUGGUCAGAAGCAAUUUUCCUUGAAGCGCGACCGCAACGAAAGACCAAGAGUGUGGACGCUCUCAAGAAGUGUGAACAUGACCCACAUGUCCUGUUGGCUGUGGCCAAGCUGUUCUGGAGUGAGCGUAAAAUAACCAAGGCCAGAGAAUGGUUCCACCGAACAGUGAAAAUAGAUUCAGACCUGGGGGAUGCCUGGGCUUUCUUCUACAAAUUUGAGCUCCAGCAUGGCACAGAGGAACAACAAGAAGAGGUGAGGAAGCGCUGUGAGAAUGCCGAACCUCGCCACGGAGAGCUCUGGUGUGAUGUCUCCAAGGACAUAGAGAAUUGGCAGAAAAAGAUCGGAGAGAUUCUUGUGCUUGUGGCAGCCAAGCUUAAAAAUACCUUCUAGAGUGUGCUGGUUUCAGCUGCGUUAAUCAUCUCUGUAGGACUUGUCUGCUUACCUGCUUUUGGUGCGUUCGCCCUUAUGGUGGUACAGAUUUUGGAGGACAGGAGGUCGGUGGUGGUAUGAAAGAUCUUCCAAAAAGAAAAGCCACUUCCUUCUGUUCCCAGCGAUAGUGCUCUUGGCUCACACAACGCGGUCAUCGGCUUCUGCAACACCUCUGAACGUUGUUGCUGGUGUCAUGUAGGAGAGACGAGCGGUCUUGUGGGGCUCCACUGGCGUUUUGAUGCCUGAAUCCCCCCUGUAAAUACAAGCUUUAAUUAGUGCUUGUAUGAAUUCUGGUAUCUGGCAGUGCCUCUGGUUUCUUCCCUAGCAUGUGUUCCCGUCCUGUCCCCGUUUGUGCAGUUUCUGUCAUGUUUGGCCCGUCUGGUGCUGGUUCCUUGUCAGCAGAUCUCGUUUGUUGCUGUUUGAGCUCACUGAACAUCCUUGAAGGAGACGAGUGGAGUUCUGUUGGGGGAAGACAAGCAGCCCAGGGGAAGGACUGGGCUGUGCUGGCCCCUCUUGUUUUUUUUCCCUCCCCCCCCCCCCCUUUUUUUUUUUUACCCCCUUCUUUUUUUUGAGUUUUUUGCCACAAGCCUGGUUUAGCUUGGUCUUCUGGCAGGCUGCAACACAACUCAGAAGUAUUCCUCAAACCUGAGCAGAUGGAGCAUUUUGUGAAAUUCAAGAGCAUAUUUUUAGAAACUUCUUCCUUGAUUUUUUUAGAUGUAUAUAGUAUAACCUUAUUCUUUUAGGUGUCUGAUUUCACUAAAGGCAGUGGUAUUUUGAAGUAAGGCAAAAUCCUGCGGUCCCUGAAGGCCCUUUUGAAGGAACAACAUUUAUUUAGAGUCAUUGAGAGACUGCACACUUUUAUGGUGGCAACUGCUUUCAGUUGGGAUGUUUGGGAUGAUGCUUUUCAAGCACAGGUGGAAAAAGCAAAUUAGUGAGAGGAAAAGCUCUGUGUUUGGGACCCUUUGUAAACUGUCUUCAAUUUUCUACACUUGUGAUCUGUAUUAUUUUGACCUCCAAAAACUUGACUUUCUUGUGAUUAUUGAAUGAAACUUAAUGUCUUAUGUGUUAGAAUAUAGCAAAAGUAUCCAGGUCUGUGUGUGUGCGUUAUAUCAUGUAUUUAGUUGGAGGUCAAAACCUCUUAUCACUUUUUUGGACAUUAGUAUGUAUAAAAUACAGCUUGGGGUUUUUUUUUCUGUUUCCUUAUGUUCUCUUUUAAUGUGGUCUUGCCCUUUGACUCUGGGAAGAGUGGGUCUGAUAGCAGAAACCUUUGAACUUAUCAGGCUCCCACCACUGUAGGGACAUAUCUGCCAGUGGUGCUUACACCAGGCUGUGCUACAGCCUUUUGCCAAAAAGAAUGAGAAGCCAUGUCUCUUAACAUCAAAGUAGCAACGGUUGGUCUUGAAGCAAAAGCCUGUUUUUCUCUCAGUUUAUAACGGAAACUCUUGUGCUUUCUCUUGGAAUAGUUGGUGAAAGCAUGUGAAGCUGCAUUUGCAUUAAGGAGGGUGUAGAUCACGGAUGUCCCGUGGAAUUGUAGUUUCCCAAAGGUGAGUGAGAGAUGUUGGGAGUUGAGAGACUCAGGGAUUUCAUGCGGCACCCUUCCUGUAUGUGGGCUGAUGCAAGGGGGAAGGGAGUUCAGGGAGCAGAAUGGACACAUUGCUGUUGUGAAAAGGAGAGGGUAGAUGUGGGAGGGGAACGUGGCUGGACAGGGAUUUCAAGACUGAGCCAGAAACUACGGGAGAAAUGAAAUGUCGAAAAAUAGUUUUCAAUGCAUGCUGUUCUUCAGCUUCUCACGUGGCUUUUACUCUUCCUCCAUAAGGUGAUCUGUGUAAGUGCUCAGACAUGGGAGCUGUGUCCCACUUCUCUGGGAAGGGAACAAGGCUUUUCAGUUGCUGUGGCCCUUCCUAGCACAGCAGUGUGCUUGGGAGAGCUGGGUGCCAGUGGCGCGUGAAUUCCUCUGCCCUGCAGUGCUCUCCUUUGGUGACUGCGGAGUUGAGGUGGGGAGGGACGGCUGGAACCGCAGCGGCAUGGCUGUUCUCACUGGAGAAAUUCCCAGCUUGUGCUUGGAGCAUCUCCCUUGCGCCAGAUACUGUGUGUGCACCCACCGACUGGGAUCCGUGUGCUUCCCCUGCCCCUUGCUUGGGUGGUGGCACCACAUCCCUUAGGGGUUUGUUGGGAAAGGCUACCCAAGAGCCCUGGGAUUGAGAAAAUGCAUGGGAAGGACUUGCUGGAGUUGCUCCUCGUGGGUGGUGAGAGGAAGAGGUUGGUUCCAGCGCUGCACGCCGGGAUGUGCUGGGAGCUCUGCUGGGUGCUGCACUGCAUCCUUGCAGCUCUGAGCUCCUUUUGCCGCCAGCUUUUUUGUACCUGCAGCUUCCCCUUCCCCUGGCCAGGGUGGUGGUUAUGUCCCUGGGGUUUGGGAUUUUUUAUUUUAUUAUUUUCUUUAGGUAAAAGGGCUCAUCAAUCUUGGAGCCUUUUAAUGUUUGUAGAUGUCUUCGUGUUUUUUAAAUGGAUUAUGGCACCUACGAAUUUUAACUAUAUAUGGAGCUCAAUAAACAAGUUAUAUGGG